Fomitopsis serialis is the source of this 1069-nucleotide messenger RNA. RefSeq lists its product as uncharacterized. Lineage: Eukaryota; Fungi; Basidiomycota; Agaricomycetes; Polyporales; Fomitopsidaceae. The transcript has 2 exons. The record is from RefSeq and is a predicted model, not a curated record. The coding region runs from base 355 to 996 and encodes 213 amino acids.
CAGCCGUCUCCGUCGAACGCCUUCUCGAGGGCACCCAUAUUCCUCGAAGGCAACAGCAUGCAUCAGCUGCUCAGGACGCAAGUUUUGAAUAUCCGCGAAGUAUCGGCGACGAUCUGCGCAAGCUUGCUGAUCUCGCUCGUGAGCUCCCGCUUUUGGAUACCACGAAGCUCGAGGAGUCGGACUGGCCGCGACUCGGGCGAUCGUCCAGCAACUGCGCGACAUUCGCAGAGCACCUCAGAUCGAGAGAAUGAAGACACGCGGUGUCGUAGGGCGGUGGCUUCAAAUAAACAGAAGCGAAGAAAGAGCAACUGACUUUGAGCGAGACGAUCAAGUCACUCACAGCGACGGUCAGGGAUGCUCGACGUCCGUAUGUGGGGUCUUUCGCAUGAUGCAUCAUCCCUACUUCCGACUGACAUGCUGGCAAGCCAUAUCCCACAGACCGCUGCCCAGGUACUCGAGACAGUAUUAUUGCUCCAUAUCUCAUUGGGCUUGCCACUUGAAAUCUGUUGGCAGAUACUUGACACAGCGGAAUAUUGGCUGCAAAUCAGACACGUAGAUCUCUAUCCCUUGGUGCAAGACUGGCAACACCCGACUUUGCGUAUUGGCAGCCCAAAACAGGCGGCAGGCUUACAACAUCUCCGCAGAGUGGUACUUGCAAUCGGGGGGUUCAGCAGAGUCUCGCGUGAAGCUUGGAGCGACUUACUCUGGAUAUCACUCGAGGUUCAGACGGGCGGCGACCUGCCUCCCAGACGUGUUACCUUCCACAAUGGUUUUUCGGGACCCCCGUGGGGACGGGAGCUGGACACGCCCGCGGUCCAUGUCAUCAAAUGGGACUACAGGGCUGCUAGCAACUCCGAGGACGAUGACGAGACGCGAAAGGUUCUGCAACGGCUCCGAGCGGAAGACGGUCUCGCGAUCACUCUGACGGGGAGUCGGCCAAGUUGGAUAGAGCAUGUGCAGUUGUUGCGCGUUGAGUUGUAUUAUUCAUGCGCAUAGACGUGGUUUGUGUCGCUGGUGCCAUGUUGGUGAGUCGUCAGUCGUGGCGCUACCAUCUGUGUUUGUGGCGGGG